Molecule: messenger RNA, 1152 nt
Organism: Acanthamoeba castellanii str. Neff
Lineage: Eukaryota; Discosea; Longamoebia; Acanthamoebidae
Exons: 4
Coding region: 1-1152 (383 amino acids)
Source: RefSeq, a predicted model, not a curated record
AUGUACGCAACACAACAAAGGUUCCAGGCCAAAUGGUUGGCGCUGGGCGUGGGGCUCGCGCUGGGCGUCUUUUUUAUCUUCUCCGAUUUUUUCUUCGUGCGCGACCGCACCUGCGGCUUUAUCUCCGAACUAGACCCACACGCUGCCACCGCCGCGGGCCAAAUGCGGGUGGUGCACGCCGCAGCCGCCCAUCCGCUCGACCACGCCCGCACCUCGCCGUGCAAGUUGGAUUCGACCCUUCGCCAGGCGCUCGUCAUCCGCACCUGCGGCCCCCUCACCCCCGGACUGCGGGCGUCGUACGCCAAGUACGCGCGGGAGCUGAGCGCCUCGCCCCACUACGACCUGUGGCUCCUCUAUGACACCGGCACUGAGGCGCCACCAACGGCCGACAAUGAGGUCCUCGAGGCGUACUACGACCUGCAGCGGGAGUACCCCAGGCUGGGCCUGUUCCUGUACAACGCCAGCGACGUCAAGGCGCUGCUCCCGACCGCGGCCUACAUCCAGAAGGACGCGACGCCCAACUUCUGGUUCCACGACGCGUCGCUGUUCCUCUGGUCCAUCACCUGCCGCCCUGACCUCUGGCACGCCCCACCACUCCCGCCAAACAGGGAGAGUGAGAUGUACAUUUGGACAAUCGAGCACGACGCCAUUUAUUUCGGUGACGUGUCAACAUUCCUAGAUGAGCACAAUACCAACACCGCAGACUACAUCGCCCACUAUUUCCCUCUGGCGCCAAAUUGGCCUCACUGGCAGCAAAGCACGUGGCGGCCGCCCUACGACAAAGCCGUCUUCAAGAAGGAGUACGUCGAGCGCCACUCGACCGCGCUGCUGCGCUACCUGUACAGCAUCACGCUGCUCGACGUGGUGGCCUACGGCGAGGUCUUCGCGUCGACUGUGUGCGCCCUGCAGCCGCACUGGUGCGUGAUGGCACCGCUCGAGAAGCGGUUCAUCGGGCCGGCCUACGCUUGGAACACGUUCCUCACCGACGACCAGGUGACCGCCAUGUGGGCCGAUCCGACCCAGCAGGGCAAGUGGAACCACGCCGUGCUGUCACGCAAGAGCCGCAAGUGCAAGUCCUCCCUCCGCGAGCUCAACGUACCGCAACCCACAAGAAACGCCACAACAACACCACCACCAACACCAACAAAAUAA